Messenger RNA from Drosophila elegans, 850 nucleotides. RefSeq names its product vegetative cell wall protein gp1. The coding region runs from base 75 to 731 and encodes 218 amino acids. Gene Ontology annotation, molecular function: chitin binding. The record is from RefSeq and is a predicted model, not a curated record. Lineage: Eukaryota; Metazoa; Arthropoda; Insecta; Diptera; Drosophilidae. The transcript is spliced from 2 exons.
AAUUGGACCGGUUACAGAGCAGUACCACAGUUCCCCUGAACAAUCACGGAUAACCAAACGGACCCAGCCCAAAGAUGAAAGUAUUCGCAUUGACCCUCUUGAGCCUGCUGGCUUUGAGCCAGGCCCGCAUGGACUACAAGCUGCAGUGCACCCGCAGUGAGAUCAGCAUCCGCUGGCCCAGCUACCACAGCAACUCGGAGUACUAUGUGUGCCCCAGUGUCUAUGGCAGCCAGCUGACUGUCCACUGUCCGGCCGGCGAGGUCUUCACCUUCGUCCUCCAGCAGUGCGUGUCGCCCGCCCACUACAUCCCGGCCCCGCCCAUGGACGUCCUGCCCACCGCUGCACCCGUCACCAUGCACGUCAUCGAUAAUGCGCCCCCAGUGAUCUCUGCCCUCUCUCAGCCAGGGUCCGAGACCCAGGAGCAUCAUGAGCAUCACGAGCACCAUGAGCACCAGGAGCACCACCAGGAGCACCACGAGGAGGAGGCUGAGGUUCAUCCCAUUCCACCCACCCCCGCUCCGGAGCCAGCCACCCCACCCACCGUUGUCAUUACCAAACCCGUUGUGCCCGUGCCCCAGAAGAAGAGGCCCUCGGUCCCUGUCCCCGCCAAGGCCGCCAUGGCCAAGAAGCCCGCCUCCGCCGCCAAGAAGCCAGCUGCUCCCACUCCCGCUAAGGCCGCCAAGAAGCCAACGCCACCCAGCAAGGUCCAGAAGAAGCCAGCCACCGCCUAAGCCGUCUAAGCCGCCCAUAUAGCCAUCGCCAGUUCAAUGCCCAACGUUCAGCAAGCGGAAUUUCAUUCACCACUCUAAAUAGCAACUUAAAGUAAUUAAAUAUCUAACUGGCAUAGAGA